This is a messenger RNA of Drosophila innubila, 2073 nucleotides long. It is a transcript of the gene Vps33B, whose product is annotated as vacuolar protein sorting-associated protein 33B. The transcript has 4 exons. Gene Ontology annotation, biological process: intracellular protein transport; vesicle-mediated transport. NCBI's taxonomy places the organism in Eukaryota, Metazoa, Arthropoda, Insecta, Diptera, Drosophilidae. Gene Ontology annotation, cellular component: lysosome; CORVET complex. Bases 70 to 2007 code for a protein of 645 amino acids. The record is from RefSeq and is a predicted model, not a curated record.
GAUAUAUCGGCAACUGUCAUCGACACGAUGCAUUAAUCGAUACUCUUGAAAUAAUAAGUAUCGUAUCAAAUGGAUGUGACGCUGGACAAGAAGUUACAAGGAUUUCAACUGGUGGCCCAGGAAAAGUUGCAGGCCAUAUUAUGCUCAAUACCGGGGAAAAAGGAGCUAAUCUUGGAGCCGGACCUUAUCAAGCCGCUGGAACAUGUUUGCACCGCCUCCUGGCUAAAGUUAAAGGGAAUCCAGCGGAUUUACAAGCAUGAUGCAAAACAACGUUUGCCCCGUGCUCCGGAUCAGGUGCACAUCUACAUGAUUCGCAGUGUGCUGAGCACAUUCCAAACACUGUUGCGCCAAUUGCAGCCUCUGGCAGUGUCAACGCCAAGUGAGUCACCUGAUCUUGCCCUUCGCAUGUUCCAUAUUAUCUGCGUGCCCAGCUGCUAUGCCUAUUUCCAUGCUCAUCUCGAGCAGGCUGGUCUAUGGGGCGUCGUUCAGCUGCAUCACUACAACUGGGAUUUCAUUUAUCUCGAUCAUGGCGUGCUCAGUCUAGAGUUACCAAAUUUGUACGAGUGCCUUUAUCUGGAGGGGAAUACUUCAGCGUUGCCUGCUAUGGCCCAGAGUUUGCGUCUACUGCAAAUGAUUUGCGGUCAGCCCUCACUGAUCCUCACCUUUGGCGGCCACGCAGCGCAGUUAUGUCAAGUAAUGCAGGCACUGGGACCCGUGCCAGAGUCCAACAGCCCGACAGACUUUGGAGCCUGGCUAAUAAUUGACCGGGACAAGGAUUACGCCUCGUCGUUGCUCACUCCCGCCAUUUAUGCGGGCUUGCUCUUGGAAGUGUUUCAGCUACGUGCCGGGGAAAUUGUAAUUGACAAUGCGAACAACAAAAUACGCAGCCAAAAGCUGCAGUUACUCCAGGGAAAGUCCGAGUACACACCAAAAUCAAGCACGUCCAACAGUAAGCCAAGCUGCAUCCGCCUCAACUCCGCCUGUGAUGAAAUCUACGCUGGCAAUCGCUAUAAACACUUCGCACAGGCCAGCAGUUUUGUGCGUGGCCAGGUGAAGGCAUUGAGUUUGGAGCUGCAGAAGCUCAAUGACCUGAAGCUGGAGGAAAUGCACGACUAUGUGGCACGCAAGUUGCCCAAGUUAACGGAGUUGAAGGCCAAAGUGUUGCGUCAUUUAAAUGCCUCAGAGAUUGUCAUACAAAUGCUUGGAAACUUUCGCCAUCUGCAAACACUGGAAGAGGACAUCUUGAAUAAUGUAUCCCGCAAACGCUUGCUCUCGGAGAUCGAUGAGCUGCUGACAACGGACGGACAACGCUUUAACACACUGCGCCUACUCUGUCUGUUGCACUUGUGCGCCGGUGUUGCGCCAGAUGAGCUGCAAAACUUUGCCCGGAAUUACUGCAACAUGUUUGGGCAUCGGGAGCUGUGCGUAUUCCAGCAGCUGGCACAGGCGGGCCUGUUGCCUGCACUGCAGCCGGAGCGCAAGAGUUCCGCCAAGCUGCUGUCCAAUCUGCCGUUGCCCAAAUUCCAGCAAACCGAAUUUCAGGCCAACGCCAACCGUCUCAAGCUGUUGACCUCCUGUGCAGACGCGGAACAAGCUGCUGCUGCUGACUCCAGUAGUAAUUCUGCCUUAAAGUCCUGUCCCAGCUUUGUAUUCAACGGGACAUACAUACCGCUGGCAGCCCAAUUAUGUUCCAUUCUGCUAAAUGCCAAUAGUGCCGACCAAUUGGCCACCAAGCUGGCUAUGAUCGAGGGCUUGCAGGUGCAUGUAGGCGGACAGUCCACCACACCCAAAGCUUAUGCGGCACAGCUCAAAACAGGAUCAACUGAAAUUCCCGAUCUCUUUCCUCUGCGACUCCGCAACUUGUUUGUGUUUGUGGUGGGCGGUGCCAACUAUGCGGAGAUUGCCGCCUGCGAUUUCGUGGCCAAGCUAACAAAUUCCCAAAUAACUGUCGCCUCCGAUGCACUUCUAGCUGGCAGCGAUCUAAUCGCAGCUGCUUUCAAUAACUGAAUCCAUAACAAAUCAAAACAUAUAUUUUAAUAUUUUGUAUAAUAAAAUAUUGAUAAUUUAAAUUAA